Molecule: messenger RNA, 1424 nt
Organism: Paramisgurnus dabryanus
Lineage: Eukaryota; Metazoa; Chordata; Actinopteri; Cypriniformes; Cobitidae
Product: asialoglycoprotein receptor 2-like
Source: RefSeq, a predicted model, not a curated record
AUGCGCACAGUAAAACAUCAGAUGUCCUCAUAUUCAACCACCAACACAAAGUGUCACCAUCAGCUUUAUAUUUACGAUCCGCACUAUAGUAACCUUUGGAUUUACUACAACUUGAGUUUUUAUUAUAUAUCAUCUCAGUGGAGAAGCUGGAGUGACAGCAAACAAGACUGUGAACAGAGAGGAGCAAAUCUGAUCAUUAUAAACAACCAAGAGGAACAAGAGUUUGUGCUGAAGGCUACAGCUGGUCAACUCAUCUGGAUUGGUUUGAGUAAAGAGGGAGAGGUGUGGAAAUGGGAUGAUGGCACCACACUGACAUUAAGUUUCUGGAUGAAUGGAUACCCCAAAUCUGACAAUCAGUACUGUGCUGUAAUAUCUUCAUCAGGGUGGGCUGAUUAUUCAUGUGGUUAUACUAAUAGAUGGAUCUGUGAAAAGAGAAUCUUACAGUGAGAUAAACUCAUGAAGUAAUACACCAGCACCAGUGUGUUUAGUAAUUGUGUUUACUAUUUUUUUUGUUAUACAAUACUUUAUUUUAAAGUACUAUGCUGUAAAUCCCUAAUUUAUAUAUUCAUAUAAAAAAAAUAUUUCUAUCUUUAUAUCAUUGUCUAGCAUUGUAGGUGUAAAAUAUAAAAUUAUAAUCUUGAUAUGUAAAUGAUUAUAUAGCCUGUUUGUUUACGUAGGUUUUACAAGCAGGUAAUGGUGUGUGUGUGUUGUCAAAUAUUUUUCUUAUAAGAGCAGACACCUUUAGUAUAUACCUCCAGAUAGAGAAUAAAAUCAGUAGACCUGACAUAAGAUUAUGUAGAAUGUAAUGUUAAAUACAAUUUUUGCAGAAGAAUAAAUAAAUAGAGAUAAGAAAUCAGAUCCAAAACAAAUUUGUUCCUGUAAUCUUGAGUCAGAGGGCCCUAUCAUACACCCGGCGUAAUGCAGAGCAAAGCACAACGCAAGUGUUUUUUGCUCGUUUCAGCCCAACGCAGUUAACAUUUUCAUGUCCAAUAUUGUUUUUGUUAUUUAAAGAGCGCAUUAGUAUCCUAUAUGCGCCUAUAAACAGGACACGUGUUUGCUUUUUACACACAUGGAUGCGAAGCAGCACACAAAUGUUUUAAAAUAUGAAAAAUUAAAAGAUUAUUAAAAUGUAAAAUAUUAUUAUUGAGUCUCUUGAACAUAAUUUUUUUUUUUGCUUUUAAAAAGUGCUAUUAUGUAAUAUUGCAUUUAUUUUGACUUUUUAAAAUGCUACCCCACUGAUUUAUUGUAUCUGAAGACUUUGUACCUUUGGAUAUGGUGAGAUGAGAAAAAUGUUUAAGUAAUAUUUUUCAAAACACUCACGGCGCUCUUCCAGGUGCUGAACCGUUUGGACUCUCCACAUAUUUGUAAAUGUUUUAUCUCCUGUUUGUUACAAAUCAAGUAUUUUUACCAAACCUUUUUUUUUU